AUGCCUAAGGAAACCACCAAGCGCGGUAAGGCCGGCAAGGUUGAGAAGAGAAAGACAAAGAAGGACCCCAACGCCCCCAAGCGCGGUCUCUCUGCCUACAUGUUCUUCGCCAACGAGCAGCGCGAGAAUGUCCGUGAUGAGAACCCCGGUAUCUCCUUCGGUCAAGUCGGCAAGAUUCUGGGUGAGCGAUGGAAGGCCCUGAACGACAAGCAGCGUACCCCCUACGAGGCCAAGGCUGCUGCCGACAAGAAGCGCUACGAGGACGAGAAGCAAGCCUACCAGGCCGAGGAGGAAUAG
Molecule: messenger RNA, 297 nt
Organism: Pseudomassariella vexata
Lineage: Eukaryota; Fungi; Ascomycota; Sordariomycetes; Amphisphaeriales; Pseudomassariaceae
Product: HMG box protein
Exons: 3
Coding region: 1-297 (98 amino acids)
Source: RefSeq, a predicted model, not a curated record